AUGCUCAUCAUGUCACUGUAUGUGCCCUCUAAAGUGAAAUUAGUAAAGGAAAUAUUUGAUGAAUUGAUACCUCUAAGUCUCGUGAUGGGCGAUAUCGAUGCUAAAACAUCUACAUUUCCUGUAACAAUGAUUAAUCGUAUAGUUUAUUUAUUAACAGUAGUGAUAGCUAUUUGUCUGAUUUAUACGACAUGUGAAGCACAUAGAGAUCAUCAUAAAGGUACACCAAAAAAGAGAUCAGAGUCAAUUUGGUCAUUCUGGAUUGGCACCUCUGAUGAUUCACAAAAACCACCCGAUUCUGCAGCCCCCGAUGAUAAAAAUUCAGUAGCCGAUUCUACUGGAGAUAAAUCAACUGCCUCCAUGGAAGCUCCAGCAAUGAGCAGUUCAAUGACAAAACCCAUGGAGGAAUCAUCAACCAGCAGUGUUUCACCAUUAGAAAAGGCUGUAUGGUGCCGGCUUGCGAAUGGUAGUUACUAUGCGCUUGGGUACAAAUACAAACAAUCAAAUUGCGUUGAAUGCGAGUGCUUACGAAGUCGAAUGGUUCUUUGUUCAUUCUUGUCAUGUGUGGUCAGAUAUUGUGUUGACGGUUCCAAACCCGUAAGAGUUGCAAAUCAGUGUUGUUCGCAAUGCCCUGGUGAGCCGCCAGCGAAAAGCUGCAUGUACAACCAAUUAUCCUAUCCUCAUGGUUCAAUAAUAAAGAGUCAACCAAAUGGUAUGCAAUGCUGGUGCCAAAAUGGUGCAAUUGAAUGUCGUGAAUAUCAAGGUUCAAUGUUCGACGGUUUCGGUUUAUUGAACGAUAAUAGUUAUAUCUACGUUAUUGUUGUAAUACUCGUUAUCAUUUUACUUUUUGGUUUAUUGUUAUGCUGUGGUGGUACAGUAUUUUUUUACUAUUAUUACCGCAAAUAUCAACAAACAAUAGAUGAAUCAUAUCAACAGUAUUGGAAUAACGCUGGUUGGCAACCAUUGGAAGAAGAUGGCCAAGAUACACAACAAGAUGAGAAGCAAGCUGAAGCUGAACAAGGACAAUUUGAGAGUGAACAAUAUUUAAGUGAGAAAAGUGGUGCUGAUGGCCAACAACAAUAUAUGCCACCACCAUAUGCUCUUUACAAUGCUUCAUAUGUGCCAGAAGAUAUACACAAACAAGCCUAA
This is a messenger RNA of Didymodactylos carnosus, 1146 nucleotides long. Lineage: Eukaryota; Metazoa; Rotifera; Eurotatoria; Philodinida; Philodinidae. The record is from the annotation of a GenBank genome assembly.